UUCUUACGUCUGUGUAAUGUGUGCUUGAGAGCCAGUUUGUGCAUGUGUGUGUUGUUUAACUGAGACAAGCAGUGCAGCAGCCUGCUCACACAAGUGAGUAGAGAAAGACAGACACAGCACAAGGAAAAGAAGAGAAGGAGAUCAAACCUAGAGCACUGAGACCAGCCUAAAGGCAGGAUGUCUACCAUAUUCAUGUCAAACAGCAUGGUCGGCAAGGCCCGCUCCUCCAACUUCACCCUAUCUGAGAAACUGGAUCUUCUGCGGCUGGUCCAGCCUCACAUACGCAUUCUGGAGGAGCACACCAACAAGCAUGCCGUGAUCGUGGAUAAGAACCGGUGCUGGGACAGCAUAGCAGAGCACUAUAAUAAUUUCGGAGGUGAAAGGCCCCCCAGAACGGCUCAGGGCCUUCGGACCCUCUAUAAGCGACUUAAAGAAAGUGCCAAGCAGGAAGUUCUUCAGCGAAGCCAUGCCCAACCCGAGUACCGGGGCAGCAUCUCAGAGCCAACCAAGCGCAUUAUGGAAAUGAUACCUCAACUAUUUCAUGUGGGGGACAAAGAGCCGAACGCACUCCACAGGCUUCAGUUCAAGAGGAAUUCUCCAGUAGAGCAGCCAGGCAGCAGUUUAUCCCUCCCAGCAUUGUCGGACUAUGCACCUGUUGCGGCUGUGAUGGUGGAGACUGAGGAUGUGAAACCACCUCCUGAUAUCCACCUGAUCACAUCCCAGAGUUCACCUGUCACCAUCACCACCCCGAGCAGUCAGGCCCACCACGGACAGAACGAGAGGGACAGUGAAGUAGUGGGAGAGGAGGAAGAUGAUGAGGAGGAGGAAUUGGCCUCCCACGUGUAUGCGGCCUCUCUGUCUCCGUGCCCCUCUUCUGCACACCUGCCACCCUCGCCGUCAGACCCUGGCCCCAGGAGGAGCGCGUUUCAGAGAGGGAGGGCAAUGUUCAAGAAUCCCGUUUUUGAGGCAGAAGCUCUGCAAAUGAUGAGAGAGGAGCAUGAGCUGCUUCUGGCCAAUCACAGAAAGCUUGGACUAUAUCUAGAGGAGAAGAGGGAGGGGCUUAAGAGAAAGCAACAACUGGAAGAGGAGCUACUUCGGUCAAGGGUCAAAGUGGAGAAAUUGAGGGCGGCCAGGCUACGCCAAGGAUUGCCGCUGAUGUGACACGUAUGGUGUCACGUCUGAAAGUCUAUCACAAAGGGAACUCUGUAAUGUGAAGUUAAAAUGAACAGGCUUGUUUGUACAGUUUGUACAGUUAUUUCUUGAUUUUGUAUUAGAUCGACACUUGUACAAGGAUUGUUCCUGAUGUUUGAAGCAGAAAUUUAUAUUUUUUAAAUGGGUGAAUGCCUACUUAAAGAAGAAAAUAAGAGUUUAUUUUCUAUGUAUUCACUAAUAAAUUUAUAAUUGCUUUUAA
Messenger RNA from Carassius carassius (crucian carp), 1411 nucleotides. Its product is annotated as fibrinogen silencer-binding protein-like. Lineage: Eukaryota; Metazoa; Chordata; Actinopteri; Cypriniformes; Cyprinidae. Bases 178 to 1161 code for a protein of 327 amino acids. The transcript has 2 exons. The record is from RefSeq and is a predicted model, not a curated record.